Prionailurus viverrinus (fishing cat) is the source of this 1594-nucleotide messenger RNA. RefSeq names its product thymidine kinase 1 (gene TK1). The transcript has 6 exons. NCBI's taxonomy places the organism in Eukaryota, Metazoa, Chordata, Mammalia, Carnivora, Felidae. The coding region runs from base 146 to 958 and encodes 270 amino acids. Gene Ontology annotation, molecular function: thymidine kinase activity; ATP binding. Gene Ontology annotation, biological process: thymidine metabolic process. The record is from RefSeq and is a predicted model, not a curated record.
GCGCGCUGAUUGGCUCCCGGGCGCCGGGGCCGGCUCCCGAUUGGCCAGCGCGCCGGGGAUAAAGACGGGCGGCGCGGGAACCAGCUCCAGGCAGCUGGGCGGUGACACCUGAGGGUCCCUGAGCGGCGAGCUUCCUAGGGGCGCCAUGAGCUGCAUCAACCUGCCCACCGUGCUGCCCGGCUCCCCCAGCAAGACCCGGGGGCAGAUCCAGGUGAUUCUAGGACCCAUGUUCUCGGGAAAAAGUACUGAGCUGAUGAGACGGGUCCGUCGCUUCCAGAUCGCCCAGUACAAGUGCUUGGUCAUCAAGUACGCCAAAGACACUCGCUAUAGCAGCAGCUUCUCCACGCACGACCGAAACACCAUGGAGGCACUGCCAGCCUGCCUGCUCCGGGAUGUGGCCCAGGAGGCCCUAGGUGUGGCUGUCAUAGGCAUCGAUGAAGGGCAGUUUUUCCCAGACAUCGUGGAGUUCAGCGAGACUAUGGCCAACGCCGGGAAGACCGUGAUUGUGGCUGCACUGGAUGGGACCUUCCAGAGGAAGGCCUUCGGGACCAUCCUGAACCUGGUGCCCCUGGCGGAGAGUGUUGUGAAGCUGACGGCGGUGUGCAUGGAGUGCUUCCGCGAAGCCGCCUAUACCAAGAGGCUGGGCGCGGAGAAGGAGGUAGCCGCCACCUGCCUUCUCCAGGGGUGGAGGGGGGAGGGUGGCCCGGAGGCGCCCCGCCCCAUCUCAGCCCACGGCUCUUUGCAUCCCCGCGGCCAGGUCGAGGUGAUCGGGGGCGCAGACAAAUACCACUCGGUGUGCCGCCUGUGCUACUUCAAGAAGGCCUCGGGUCUGCCCGCCGGGCCGGACGGCAAGGAGAAUAAGGAGAACUGCCCGCUGCUGGGGAAGCCAGGAGAGGCCUCGGGGGCCCGCAAGCUGUUUGCUCCGCAUCAGAUCCUGCAGUGCAGCUCGGCCAACUGAGGUGUGGGCGCCUGGGGAGCGCCCGCUCCCUUCCCGCUGCCGCCCCCUGGCGGAUGCUUGCAGGACUGCCCCCGCCCUCGUGCGGCGCAGCCUUUCCAGAAGAGGAAGUGGAGGGGGGUGGGGUGCGGGGACGGAACUUUUCGGCGGCGGUGCGCUUUCCCCGGGCUGGUGGUCUGCACGUUCCGUUUCCCCUUUCCUGCCCGCCGGCGCUUUCUUGGUUCCCUUCCCCGCUGCGGAUCCACUCCUGAGCUCAGGGUCUGGCCACCCACCGCGGACACCCGCCCCCUCCUCCCGUGGGGUGAGGGGCCGAGCCACAGACUGGCGACACUACCGCUGGCCGCUUCUUCCCCCUUGUGGCUUUCACUGUUGAGUUUCUGUUCUCGCUGGGAAGUCCGUUCCCCAGUUGCUCCGGCUCAGCACAGUGUCAUCCCACGCAAAAAUUUCUGUUGGCCUGGAAAGGGCUCCUGGUCCCUCGGGGUGGCUGGACUUGUGCCUUCUGGCUUCCCUUUGGGCUAAAAGCUCUUCCCUCUCUCUGGUGGUCAUUUUCUCCAGAAUUACAGCUUCUCUCACAUGGGGGACACUUACCCUAGUAGGGCCCAGAUCCCAGGGGCUUAUCUUUUAAGGGGGGGGGGGGGU